This is a messenger RNA of Aspergillus lentulus, 951 nucleotides long. The record is from RefSeq and is a predicted model, not a curated record. NCBI's taxonomy places the organism in Eukaryota, Fungi, Ascomycota, Eurotiomycetes, Eurotiales, Aspergillaceae.
AUGUCCUACCCCAACCUAUCUACAAUCCUGGAAGUCUACCCCGAAUGCGAGUACAACUGCUACGGGUACGCUCCAUCCCAAGGGCGCCGCUGCAGAAUGCGAACCAGGAAAGACAACCGAGACAGGGCCUCCUGGCUCCUCAAAGAGGGCACCAGAUUCCUCCAGCACGGCCUACCCGUCGACGGUCUGCUCAUCGAGCUAGCCCCGCUAGUUCUCUGCACACGCUUCCACCAAUACCAGGCAAACGACUUGGUCCGCGACUGGCGGGCUAAGCUGCGGGCGUUCCAGCAGCAGACUCUUCUGGAUUCUAUGUUGAAAUCCCUCCAAGAGCUUGUGGACAGUCGGGCGCGUUCGCUUGCUGCUGGGUCGGCGCGCCAGCGUGUCUCAGGAAGAGGUUUGAGUCCGACACGAUUGGAGAGGUCGGCUGCUAUUGUAACGGAGGAAGAACCGGCCACUAUUGAAAGAGAGGAAGAGGACGAAGAAAGAGGAGAUAGGGCGGACGAACCUGAGCCCCAACCUGAACCUCAACCUUCUCCACGCCGGACAUCUACCGAGCCUUCGUCGCCAGCUGUCCCCAGUGAUGCCAGGGCGCCAACCGUCCCUCAGAGUGAGCCCAGAACAACCACUCGCAAACCGAUUGAAGGAGACUGUGAUAUCUGCAUGUGUCCUCUACGAGAACAAGGCAGUGAUGAAGACGGCGAGGGAUCAGAAGACAGCGAUGAUGACAAUGAUAAUGAUAAUGAUGUUUCCGACACUGCGUCCGACAAUGAGCACGAUGACAACGAAGAAGACAAUCUUGACGACCUUGUAUAUUGCAAAAACCAGUGCGGAAAGAAUUACCACAAAGACUGCAUCGACGUGUGGCUUGCUACUCAGCGUGCAUUUCGAACCCCACGCGGGGAUCGUGUCUGCCCGUCCUGCCCCAACUGUCGAGCAGCGUGGUCAUCCUGA